UGCAAAGCCUCCUUACACGUCACAAUCUGUACAUUUAGUUUCAUAGUCAGGUCCCUUGAUGUUCAAAACAAUAAAAUAACCAAUGGGCUUUUUGGAUAUUGAUUAAAAAAAAGAACGCUGUUUGUGGUAUUCUACCUGUUCAAAUAUAGGGUUAUCACUAGUCACUCCCUUCUCACCACCUGAUUAGAAACAAUACCAAGCUGAAACUAUCGGUAAAGGUGUUCUCACCUUUAACACGGUCGACAAUAUUUGCUUUGAUAAAUAUUUAACCAUACAUGCAACCAGUGUCCAAAAAACCUAGAACUACUAGUAGAGUGGUGUAUUUGUAUCUGCCAGAGAGGAAUAUCUAUCAGGAAUUAACAUUGGACCAUGCAUAAAACAUUAGUUAUCAUAUAUUGUAUCUAAAUGCAGUAUUGGCAGAAACACAAUUCCAUUUUUGAUUGUCUGCCCCACCAUUUCUAUGCAGAAUAUAACGACAAUAGCACUCUUUUGACAAUAAAUCCCAUACAAACAUACCAUGAGACCAUAAUCUCCAGGCAGAUAUUGUUGGUUAUCGUUGUAUUAAGCAUCAACAUUAUAUAAACAAAAAUGGAAUGUGUGAAUGUUAAUUGCAUUAAAUGAGACAUGCUUUAUCUGGCAUACAAAAAAAAAAUCCAAAACCCCAAUGGAAACUAGGCGGAAAGAGUGUGUAGUUUAAAACGUGACGCAGCUUUUACUUCUUUGCCACCUACAGAGUUUGUUAUGAUCGUUCAAAAAAGCCAUGUUAUUUCCCAUGAACAAUUGACAGAGGGAACCGGCAGCCUAGGAGGCUGGAUGUAUUCUUCAUAGGUCUAUUUCACAGGACUUUGAUAUGUUCUUUCUUUUUUUCAAAGGUCGGAAUAAAUGAAUGUUUUAUGAACAAUGUUUGUUUACUUAUGUUUGGUUUUCAUCAACUGAAAAAUGUAUUACUUUCAAAAGAUCAGUUGAUGGCUGAGAACCUGUUGGAAAGUUGUUGGUAGAAUCAUUACUUAUUUCGCCUAGGCAUGUUUAUAUACGUUUAGAUCAGAAAUUGAGCGUUGUGAACCCACAACUCUCUGUUGUCAUUGUUAAAUGGAAGCAUAGUUAAUCCAAAAGUCCCUAUACAAUGAUACUCUUUUAGCAACAACGCCAUCACUGUAGGGCGUGAGUCAUGCACACACCCCAUGAGUAUAGAACCAAAUUACGCACAGUCAUGCACAGUCAGAUGGUCGGAUAUGAUCUACUUUCCCAACCUAACAAGAACACAGCCAUCAACAUGUACCCCCUUAUCCCCAUUCUAAAUUGAUGUGGCUUUCUAUCUGGUGCUAACAAACCAUUUUUCUCCAUAGUUGUUUCUCCUUUGAGACAGAGAUAUUCUACCCGGUCAAAACGUAUUGGUUCCGUCCCUUGAUUAAUCCAAUCAUUUGUGCCUGGUUAAUUCUCUGUGCUAGCAAAUGGACAAAAGCAGGUGUGGGUGUGGCCACCACCGUCAUAUCCUUCUUGAUGUGUACAUACUACAACGUCAUCAUUACCUGGGCAUUGUAUUACUUCCUCAACUCCUUCUGGACAACCCUGCCUUGGCAGUCCUGCAACAAUAGCUGGAAUGCUGUUGAAAACUGCUCAAGUGGUCUCACUGGCAACGCCUCUAACCUGCAGUCAGCCAGCCAGCAGUUCUUUGAUCGGAAGCUUCUGGAGAAGACGGAUGGCAUCGAGGAGGCCGGUGGUGUCCGCUGGGAGCUGUUUGGCCUGCUCCUUGUGGCCUGGGCCAUCGUCUAUCUGUGCAUCUUCAAGGGCGUCAAGUCUACCGGCAAGGUGGUGUACUUCACAGCACUGUUCCCGUACUUUGUGCUGUUCGCCUUGUUAAUAAACAACGUGCAACUCCCUGGAGCAGUCAAUGGCAUUAUCUACUUCCUGACCCCUGUCUGGGGAAAGCUGUUGGAAGUCCAGGUGUGGGUGAAUGCCGCGGCCCAGGUGUUUAACUCCAUCGGUAUUGGAUUUGGCUCCAUGAUCUCGUUGGCUAGUUACAACAAGUUCAACAACAACAUCCUCCGGGACACUCUAAUCGUUGCGCUCACUAAUUCGGCAACGAGUAUACUAGCUGGAUUUGUGAUAUUUUCCGCCAUCGGCUACAUGGCUCACGUCCAUAACCUGCCGGUGGAUGACAUUGCUACAGAUGGCCCUGGCCUGGUGUUUGUGGUGUAUCCAGAAGUCUUCUCCACCAUGCCUGUACCCCAGUUAUGGGCUGCACUCUUCUUCCUGAUGCUGCUUUGUCUCGGACUUGAUAGCCAGUUCUCCAUGGCGGAGGUGGCCGUCACCUACGUCGUGGAUGAGUUUGGGGUCAAGGUGCUGCGCAUCUUCAAGAGGAGGGAGCUGCUGGUGCUGGCCGUCUGCUCGGCGUGCUUUCUCUUCGGCAUCCCACACAUUACCAGGGGGGGCAUCUAUGUGUUCCAGCUCAUGGAUCACUACACUGCCGUGGUCUCCCUGAUGUUCCUAGCCUUCUUUGAAGUGUUGGCAGUCUGCUGGAUCUUUGGGGUGAGUCGAAUCUCAAAAAUGAUAAGGACGAUGCUUGGGAAAGAACCAAACCUCUUUUUCCGGCUAAACUGGAUGGUGGCCACCCCCCUCCUGGUGCUGGUCAUCCUGGUGUCCAGCAUCGCGCAGUACAGCCCGGCACACUACGGAAAGUACGUGUUCCCUGCCUGGGCGAACGUGGUGGGCUGGGGGAUCUCCCUGCUCUCCAUCGUGUGCAUCCCCCUGGGAGCUCUGCAGGAGAUCUGGAGGAACGAGGGCACCUUGCUUCAGAGAAUAAAACAUGCAUUAAAGCCAACCAUAGACCUGGAUGCUGAAGAUGACCACCCAGAGGAGAAGAAAUUAAAGUUCCCAUUGAUAACCAUCAAUAGCCAUGAUUGAUUUGACACUGGUGAACCAAGCUGUGCUGGGUUAGUAUGCAUCAAACAUAGUUUUAAUAUGUUCGUCAACUGGCAUCCAUAUGCAGAGAGCUCAAUUUACAUAAUUUGUUUUUAGGUUAAGGGUCAUUUGGUUUUAGGUUUCUAUGGGAGUAAUGUUAACUUUUUGGUUAUUUUCAUUAGCAAAAUAUAUUGAAUGCCAUUUGUGUUUAUAUAUAUUAUAUAUAUAAGCUAAUUGUAACUUUUUGAACUUUUUCUCAUGCCGUUUUGAUUACCAAGUGGCCCUUUAACAGAUUCAUUAGGUCAAGGCUAAGCCUACUGAGUCUUCUUUUAUGAUUCUUUUGUACUGGGCAUUUCACCGCAAGGUUGAAUUUUAGCCAAUUAGGGAACCUUUUAUCUUGUGCCAUUACGUUGAAUUGGCCUAACAGGGAGGUAAUCCAGGAGAUUGCCCCCUCUGCUUUUUUAUUCAUUUGUUUUGCACCUUCCCAUGAUCCAUGACCUAGAUCUGCUCCGUAUCUUCCAGGGUUCUUGAAGAGAGAUAAGCACUGAAUAUUGUUUUAAAUACUCACAUCUGUAUUUGCAAAGGUCAAACAAUGUCUCUAAAAUGUGUUAUACCAAAGAAAUUAAGUUAUAAAAUGUAUAUCGGGUUCGGAAUUAUGGAAUAACAUUUGGAUCACUGUACUACUGCCGCUAGAUUAUGUUAUGGAUAAACCAUGAAAUGAUACGCCUUAUGGCCAUUUACUCUGUUGUACUAUGGCAUAACAUGAUAAAUAAGUCUUUCUUUAGAGCAAAUUAUAAUUUUAUGUUAAAUAUUAUCAACUAAAGCUUUGUGCAAUUUAUGAUGCAAGCCUUUUCUUUUCACUGUUUUACAUUUUUGAAAAACCUACGUUCGCUGCUUAGGAGUUUAUAUUCACUUAAGUGCCUUAAUUCUAGAAUAUUGAUCUUUUCAUACAUACCUGAAUGACAAUAUUUAGUAAAUAUUUAAUAAAAUAUGAUGGAAUAUUG
This is a messenger RNA of Gadus morhua (Atlantic cod), 3905 nucleotides long. Its product is annotated as sodium- and chloride-dependent GABA transporter ine. The transcript is spliced from 12 exons. Bases 1501 to 2904 code for a protein of 467 amino acids. Gene Ontology annotation, cellular component: plasma membrane. Lineage: Eukaryota; Metazoa; Chordata; Actinopteri; Gadiformes; Gadidae. Gene Ontology annotation, molecular function: amino acid:sodium symporter activity. The record is from RefSeq and is a predicted model, not a curated record. Gene Ontology annotation, biological process: amino acid import across plasma membrane; sodium ion transmembrane transport; nitrogen compound transport.